GGAGAGCUAUCGCGGUAGGCCUAAAACGCUGCGAUCCCGAAAUAAUCGUUCCUCGUGGGAUGCUUCGCAAUGACCGCCGUACGAGAUCGCGUGCACCGUCUUCAACCGGGAGACGACAAGGUGACGGGCCGCCGUGACCGCAAGCGGCGAUGAAGCCGCGUCGAUCAUCGACAAGCCGUCGCGACGUUCGACAGCAAACCGUCGGGGCCGCCAUGGGUUGGAUGCCUGUCGCGGAUCGGCCGCUUCUGUGUGUGGUGCCGUGCUGCUAGCGUGUGCUUCGGCUGUGCUCGGGCGCCCGUGAACCGCCGCGAAAUCGCGCGCCCUUCCUUCCGCACGAGCCUGUGUGCCCGAGAGGCCCGUGCGUUGAACGUGUGAUGUAAACUCGAGUCAACGCGCUCGUUCGCGCCAUUUGUGGCUGGCAGAAAUAGCCAGUGUUUCGUUCGGCUGUUGUUUUUUUUGUUUGUUUAUUUUGCUGCAUCCCACCACAAACCACCGCUUCGUGAGUGUCUCGUCUUCUCUGCUGGACUCACAAUCGCCGAUCUCCCGAAAGCGCUGCCCAAAAUCACAUGGCAACAACAUGACUGAUCAAGCAUGGAUGUCCCGAUCAGUGAUUCAGAGGAACUGUGCACCGCGCUUAGGUGACUUUCGGAGAAGAUGCCAAGGAAGUUCAAAACACAAGAUGGGAAUCCGUCUGAAGCCAUCCGGGGCCUCUGGGAGGGAGCAUACGUGUCACAGUUUGUGCGCCUCUUUCAGCGCAAAUUUGGAUUUCAGAGCCUAACAACUCAGGAAUUGGAAGACUCUCUUCUCAAUCCCAAGAGCCUGGUUGUUCCUGAUAUCUGCGCUCGGCUGCUCAGGUUCAUCACCCGGCAGUCCUCCAUUUUGAUCUCUAAUUUUGAAGAAAGCCUUGCUGAACUCUUGCAAGAAAAGGAAGUUCAAUUCACCAAGGCACCCUGGAGGGACCUCUCUCCAGGAGACAAGCUCCUGACCGUCAAGUGGUUGCUGGACUAUGCGUACGAGUCUCAGGGAGAAGAGCUGUCUGAAUUCUUGGACGACCACUUCGACGCUGAGGAUUUGCGUGGCAUUCGUGUAGGCCAAGACGCUCUUGACAAUGUUUACUGGUAUCUCGAAGACCUGCGCCUGUAUCGUGAACUGUGCCCCAAGAAGCCCCAACGCAGCCGGGAGUGGGACUGUGUCUGCCUGACAGUGUCGGACUGGCAGGGCUUCCUCAAGCAGUUCCGCAAGUCCUCCAACCCGCGGGAGAAACAGUUGCACACCUUCCUCUCAUCGCACCUCUUCCCCGUUGUCCAGGCACAGGCACAGGCAUUGAAGUGUGAAGAGCGUGACUUGGAAACAGAGAACCGUUGGCUUCUCGAGCGGGAGCAGCGCGAGAUUCUCCUUCCUCGGCCGGGUUCCGACAUGAAGUGCAACGGGGCUCCCUCAGUGGAUAAGGCCGCCACUGAGCCUCAGCCCGCAGCAGCGGCCGACGAGUGCGGGCCCAAGGCGGCACCGGCGAAGGAAGCAGCGCCUACUUGUCCGGCCGAAGCCGCCGGCGCAGGAAACAUUGGUCGCCCUCCUGGCACGCCAGUUUCUGCCGCAGACGUUGCCGCAUCUGGCGGAGUUCUUGUCAACGGGGGUGCAAGCCUUCCACCUGUGACUGGCCCAUCCUUGGCUGACAGUGGAACGCCAAUGUCCAUGCUGGGUGAUAACCCGGGUGAUGGCAUGGUCGCAGGCAAUAAGGAUAAUCCGGGAGCUAUGGCUGUGCCAACCUCCUCCGAUGCUGCAGCAGCAGCGGCUGGCCCCAUGCUGCCAUCGAUGUCAACGCAGCAGCAACAUCAGCAGCAGCAUCAGCAACAGCAGCACCAACACCAGCAGCAACAGCAACAGCCCAUGGGGGUGCCACAGCACCAAUUACCACAACACCCACACCACCAUGCAGGCGGCACCCUCACCAUGGGAAGCGGGGCACCACAGCACCCUCAUGGUGGCAUGCCCUCGCACCUGAUACCACCUCAUCAGCAGCAUCCGCAGCCACAUCCUGGAGUCGGGCAGUGCAACCCACUCGCAGGUUCUGCACACAUGGCUGGGGGAAACAUGGCCGUUGGAGGACCGAGCCCCAUGGGGGGACCGGGCAUGGGUGGACCUCAGGUGUUACCCCAUGGUGGCAACAUGGGCACUUCAGGGCUUCACAGGCCGCCAUCGGGGUCAUCAAUGCCCCCUGGUGGAGCAGGCUGCCCCAUGCCUCCGCAGGGUGGUGCAGGUGUUGGUGGUGGCGGUUUGGAAGCACAGUACAUGCAGCAGCAGAGCCAGAUCUUCGUUUUCACGACAGGCCUGGCAAAUCAGGCGGCCGAGGCUGUGCUGACUGGACAAUGCCCCAGCAUCAUUGCAUUCCAUUGUGCACAGCCAGGAACUAAGCGUAUCCUUGAGAAACACCCCCUCAAGAUCCAGCAGUUUAGCAAACAGAACCCGGCUGCCUGGCUCAACACUCUAGCCCAAAUGAAGCAGCGAGGCGCCCAGGGUAUGCCGGGGGGCCCCAUGGGACCGACUCCCGGUGGUGGGGCCAUGAAGGUCCCCCAGACAUUUGGCCCCGGGUUCUGCGGCCCUCCUCACGCGUGUGGACCUACCCAUCCCGGAGGAGCUGCCUGGCAGCCUCAGGAAUCUUGGGGGGCCGGCCCCUACGGCCCCGCAGGCAUGGCGCCGCAGCGGGGCCCAUCGCCGGCCAGCAACCGAGGACCCCAGCAGGGCCAUCAUCCUCAAGGCUGCGGACCACCCAACGGUGGCUGCUUUCCCGCAAGCGGAGGGGCCUACCCUGGCAUGGGAGGACCCGGUUGUGGUGGCAAUCCGGCUCAGAUGAAUGCGGGAGUCAAAGUGCCGGACGAAAACUUGACACCCCAGCAGAGGCAGCAUCGUGAAGAGCAGCUAGCGAUGAUCCGUAAGAUGCAGAAGCUGCUCUUCCCAGACCAGCAAGUCAUGGGCAACGCUACAGGCCCCCCUGGCCAGCAGCAGCAGCAGCAGCAGACUGGGGCUCCCCAGCAGCCACAGGGGGGUGGGGUGCCCCCCCGCCCUAGGGGCCCCGACCAGUUUGGGCACUGUGGGGACCACCAGCAUGAAGGUGCAGGCAUGCCUCCGCAAAUGCAGCAGCAGUCACAGCCGCAGCAGCAGCAACACUUCGGUCCAGCUCCCACGCAGGAGCCUUGUUCCCAACAAAAAAGAAAAAGAAAAAAAAGAGAAAAUGUUUCAUCUCAACCAGACGGGCAGAACCUCGGAUUGCUACAAAGAAACAUCCACCAGAAGCCAGCGACAGUGAAGCGUGAAGAAUGGAUCACGUCUUCAGCCUCUGGAAACCAGGCAUGCUGUUGUGCAGGGCCCCAGGGAGCCAUGAUGGGCCAUCCGCCGGCUGACUGGCAAGCCCAGCAGCAGCAAGGUGGCAUGACGGCCCAAAAGCCAUACCUCGAGGAUCGACGCCGUAAGGGGGCUGCUGCCACCAAUCAACCGCAGGGGCUCUUCCCAGCGUGCGGCAGCGAGUUCUCGGCCUCCGGCUCGCCCAGUGGCUACAUUACGCGGCCAGGAUCCUGCCCCAACCCAAACUUCAAUAAUGGUACCACGGGUCCUGUGGCUAGCUCUACGGGCAACAGGCCCAGUUCAUGUGCCGGCUUUAAUUCUCCUGGUUCCUUCUCAAAUCCACCGACGCCUUCGGGGUUCCCUGGUGCGCCGGGAGCCAGUCCAGCUGGCCCAUCAUCUAGUUUUCCUUCUGCGCCCGGUGCCAGCCCCGGCAUGGUGUUCAGUCCCGGUGCAGUAGCCCAGCAGCAGCAGACAGCUGCAAGCUCCUUCGGCGGUCGGCCUCCUGCUCAGUGUGGCGCAGGCGGAAGUCAGUUCCCGGGAUCCGCACCCUGCGGCAGUCCAGCACUCCAGCCAUUCUCGCCGUCAGUUCGUGGGUCCUCGGGGUCCAGCCCACCAAACUACGGGGCAGGCGGGGCAGGCGGCAGUGGGAGUCCAGGCACCGUCCCGCCACCACCGAGGAGUCCCGCAUCUGGCGCAAGUCCACGUCUCCAACAGGGGCCACCGCCACCGUACGGUGCGAGGGGUCCCAUGGCACCCAGUCCCCACCCACCGACGUCGCCGUCCCCUCGUCUUGGCACAGCAUCUCCAGCGACCGACCCUGGUGCCCGGCAAUUCUCACAUCCUGUUGGUGGUGGUCGGUUGGCCAACCCCAGCCCCGGCAGUGUGCAGACGACACCAUUGAGCUCGCCCAAGCCCUGUCGUGGGGGACCUCACACACCUACCACACCCGGCGGGGGCAGUGCCGUGCCCAGCCCGUCGUCGGCAGGAAGCUCACGGAAGCGGUCAGCCACUCCACUCACGCAAGAUCAGCCAGAGUUUGUCACUGGCAUCAAUACAUCUGCAUCAACGGGUGGGGCUACGCUAGGUCAUCCUGGUGGUAUCAAAGGCGAGCCCGGCCUGAUGCCAGUUCCCUCGCCACAGCAGAUCCAGUACCUGGGUUCCUUGGAGAGCCAGGAGCUUACUAUCCAGAAGCAGGCCAACCUGGGGGUGCCCGACGGCUCCCUAAGCGCGCAGGGGGGACCCCCUCAUGGGGGGAACCCCAUGGGCCAGAACCCCAUGGGGCCAACGGCAGCGACACAGGGGGUGAUGUCCCAGCAACAGGGCAUGCUGCAAAGCCUCGGACACCCAUCAGAAAUCCCGCCUCUGGACAUGGGCCCCAGUCUGGCCUCUGAGAUCCAGGGAUCUUACCACUCUUCGUGCUCCUCUGGCAUGGAAGGUGCCGCUCCCCGCAUGGGCCCGGCCAUGUCGGAUGGUACAGGGGGUCCGCGCUUUGCAACGAGUCCCCCUUAUGACACGCGAUUCCCAGGAGGAGCACCGCACGAAGCACCCGGCUUUGGCUACAUGGACCCCCGGUGCAGGGUUGGUGUAGGGCCCGAGCCAGACACGACGGACCCGUCGCACCAGGGCCGCUACCCUGCAGCACACCACCAGGGCUUUGCUACGGGUGCCAUGCCGCCGCAUCAGGGGGCUGCAUUUCCUGGGGCUUCCCAGGCGGGGCCAACAACGGGGGCACGCGAUUUUGGCGAGCCGAUGAUGGGCGCUGCGGGCUUCCCAAGGCCCGGCGGCGGCUAUGUCGGUGAUGUUCCCCACUCGCCCCACAUCCAGAGCCUGCAGAAGAUGACGCCCCCUUUUGAUGGCAGCGGCAAAGGAGAUGUGCCAGCAGACCCACUUAACGGACCCCAUCGUGGAAGUCCUGGCUGCUUGGUGCCUCUCGAACCAGCUUCGGCACAGUUUAUGGGCGGCGGUGGACCCAUGAUGUCUCACGGAAGGGGAGCUGCCACGGCUGCUGCAGCACCGUAUCCUACGAUGGCCCCUGCCCGCAACUCACCUGGACCUCGUGCACGGGGUCGUGGCUCUGCGAACUCUGCUGCAGCUGCUGCUGCAGCAGCAGCGGCUGCUUCCUUCGGAGGUGGAGCCAAUGUGCAAGUGAAACUUGGUGCCCCCAACACGAUCCAGUACCUCCCCGCACGACCUCAGAACCCAGUGGCAGCACCGCCGCACCGAGCACCGAGCUUGGAUUUCCUCCAGCGUUUCACAACGCCGCUAACCAACCUCGACACAAAGGUGCCCACGCAGAACCUACAGUACUUCCCACCAUCAGGACCACCCCAGAGGACGGGUCCCGUCAUGAUGAUGCGAGGUGGGCCCAGUGGACCUGGGGCCUAUGCAGGAGCACGCGGGUUACCCCCAAUGGACGCAUAUGGCGGGGGCCCCAAUGGUCCUCAGCAUGGAGGGAUGCCUGUCAAUGCUAUGUUUCAGGGCGGCAAGGGACUGCGGCCGGCAUCUCCCGGAGGUGGCGCCGGUGGUGACGUAGUGUCGCAGCCGCUGCCUCCGACUGUGGGGCAGGCAUUCAGUUACAAGCAGGGCCCCUUCUAUGGACCCACAACAGCCGACCCCAACUAUGCGGUGCAGUUUCACAACUUUCAGCAGCAGCUCUACGCCACUAACACCCGCAGCCAGGGUGCAACAACGUCUGGACCGUCGGGCGCGACAGCGGCUGCCGCGGGGUUCUUUGGCCCAAAGUGACUUGACCGCUUCCCUGCUCCGCCUCUCGGGGAAGGAAGGAAAUUUGUGACCCCCCUCUCUUCGUGCACCAUCUUUCUCAGCAGUUGUGUGUUUCCAAAGCCUGAGUCAUAGGUGCGUGACUCCAUUUCUCAUAUGUGUGACACACAGGUUGGGCGAGUUGCACAGUAUGGGGGCACCACGAGGGAGCUAUGGACACUGUGGGACAGGGAGUGCUCAGGCUCCAAAGCACAACUUUGAUAGCCUCUUGUCUGUGUGCCUGACCAGAGCCGACUUUCUUUUGCUCAACAAGGCCCGAUGUAGCCAGCGGAGCCCCCCCGCCCUCACAUCACGUUUCUUUGGUGUCGCCGCCAAGGAGGCACGUGGCUUCAUCUCGGUAGGACCGAUGUGAUUUCGGUGAAUUGUGCUGCUCUUGAAGCAGUCGUGCUGAGGAGCAACCAGCACUCAGAUGUCCGUGCCAUCUUUUUUCGAGAUCAUUAGUGUUUUAGCCCCCCUUUUCUCAGUGGCUUUGGUGUUGAUGGGGCCCCUCACUGGUUGUUGUUUUUUCUCGUUUUGUUGGCAGUUGUUCCUGGUGCCACGCUCCUCACUGAUUUUGUUUUCUUGUUUUGCAAGACUGAUGGAAAGAAUAUAUAUAUAUAUAUAUAUAAAUAGAGAGGGGGGAAGAUGCUUAAAUUGCAGGCAAUUUUGACAAGGGAUGCUGAACUUCUUUUACAUAGCUAGCCUUUUGGCAGCACGGCCUAGAGUGGGAAAUUGUAAUGGUCAAGCCGGUGGCCCUGUUGCACUUGCGAGGUUAUCUUUCUUUUAUGGUUGUGUGCUAUCGCAGCUAGAUACCAUGGGCCACUGCGGAGGGACACAGACAUUCUUAAUGGCUGUUUCUGUUGCUUCACAUAAGGCAGCUUGUUUUUUUAAAAUUUUUUUCUUUUUUCUAUACCUCACCUGCUGACUCAACAAGAUGUGUUUAUGGUGUGCCAUGUUUGUGGUAGCAUAAGCCUGUCCCACAUGGAAGACAAGUGUGCUGCUUGUUUCUUUCAGUGCCAACCAGGCGUUACGUUUAGAACGAGCAAGGGAACUAUUUCUGCGCUCAAGUCUCCUACGCACAACUUUGUUUUUUUCACUGUAUGAUUGUUGUUCCCAAAGAACCUCCGCGUCACUAUCUUUUUUUACACAAGCACAAGCUCUUUUCAUUUAUUCUGCCCCUGCUCCAUGCCACCUUACUACAGUUAAACCUGGAUAUAAUGAAAUUUACAAAUUUCUGGAGAAAUUCGUUAUAACAAGGAUUUCAUUAAAUGCAGGUUCGGUUUGAA
Messenger RNA from Rhipicephalus microplus (southern cattle tick), 7385 nucleotides. RefSeq lists its product as uncharacterized. Gene Ontology annotation, biological process: regulation of DNA-templated transcription. Lineage: Eukaryota; Metazoa; Arthropoda; Arachnida; Ixodida; Ixodidae. The record is from RefSeq and is a predicted model, not a curated record. Gene Ontology annotation, cellular component: RSF complex.